Messenger RNA from Cotesia glomerata, 1300 nucleotides. Its product is annotated as alpha-tocopherol transfer protein-like. Gene Ontology annotation, cellular component: membrane. The record is from RefSeq and is a predicted model, not a curated record. The transcript has 4 exons. Lineage: Eukaryota; Metazoa; Arthropoda; Insecta; Hymenoptera; Braconidae. Bases 126 to 1013 code for a protein of 295 amino acids. Gene Ontology annotation, molecular function: phosphatidylinositol bisphosphate binding.
AUAAACGGUCAGUCACCAAUAAUUAAUAAGAAAGGUACAUUGAAUUCUCUCAGAUAAAUUUAAUAUCUCCGAGCCGAGUUAUCUCCAAUCGUAACAAAAGAAAAUAAGUCAGUCUAUUAGUAAACAUGACAGAGAUGAUACAGAGAGUGAGUCUCGAAGAAGAACUGGUCCGCAAUCCGGAGUUGAAAAAAUCACACAUUAAGUUACUGAAAGAAUGGUGCAAGAAGCAGCCUCAUUUGCCUAAAAUAUUAGACAGUGAGCUUGUUUUAUUCCUUUCUAGUAAUUACUACGACUUGGAGCGAGCUAAAGCAACUAUUGAAGCCUUCUACACCAUCAGGACAAAUACCAAGGAGUAUUUUUCAUCGAGAGAUCCUUUGAAGAAUGAAGAACUUCGUCAGGCCUUCCAAACAUCAACAUUCAUGCCUCUUGAUGGUGAGACACCGGAAGGUUACAAAAUUUUCUUUGGUCGGUUGAUAAACUACGAUCCUUCAAAAUUCGUGUGGGCCCCCUCGAUGAAGUAUCUCCACAUGUCGCUAGACCUAUCGAUGUUUACACAGGGUGCUGCAAAAGGUCACGUAUUUAUCUUCGACAUGUCUAACGCUACACUGGGUCACAGCACUCGCAUGAGUCUUCUCGGGUGCAGAAAACUGAUAAACUAUCUCCAAGAGGGGCUUCCCAUUCGACUCAAGGGGAUUCAUUUUAUAAGAUCUAUGACCAUUGUCCAGAUUGUGCUGGGAAUGAUCAAGCCAUUCAUGAAGAAAGAGAUCACGCAAACUGUUCACGUUCACACCAACGAUGAGACACUUGAAAAAUUUGUGCCUGUAGAUAUUUUACCGAACGAAUGUGGAGGAAAAGCUGGACCCUUGAUAGAGAUUCACCAAAAACAUAUAAAAUUUCUGGAAGAUCACCGUGAUUUCUUCUUGGAGGAAGAAAUCAACUGUCGGGUUGACGAAUCUUUGCGUCCUCGUAGAAGCAGCGGUGGUGCUUUGAGUUUCUUCAGAAGAAGCUCAUGAAGAAAUAAUAAUAAUUCUAUUGAAUAGAACAUGGGAUGUCGGAUUUAUUAAUAAAUAAAUAAAUUAAUUAAUUAUUAUGCGGAUGAGUCAGAUUAUUACGUAAUUAUCUGGAAAUGAUCAUGGCCAAGUUGUUUAUUAUUCUUGAUUUUAAGGUACCUUCACAUUGGAUGAUAAAAUCCUAGAAAAUUAAAAUAGCUUGAUUAGAACUAUCAUUAUUAAAUGUAAUUGUAAAUUAAUGUAAUAAAUAAUUGUUUUAAAAAAUAAAAUUAUCUUUUAAAGGGUUUUAA